AUGAAGCUUUUUGCCUUUUUCGCCGCCGCCACUCUCGCCGAGAUAGAAGACGACACCUGCUACUCAAACGGUGAGGAGGUCUCCUGCAGCAAUCUCGCCAGAACCGGGGGUCGAAGCAUCGCUGUUUCGACCGAAGAGAGUUCUGAACGAAGAUAUACUGAUUUGAAGGCGAUCGCGGACAAAGUGUGGAAACUCAACGGACUCGCUGGAAAGAACAAAUUCGAUGAGAGAAAGUACUGGGCUUACGGCUGCCAUUGCUACCUUCUCGGUGAUCGACCCCUCUCUGAAAUGGGCACUGGAGCUCCCAAGGACGAGCUCGACAACAAGUGCAAAGCCUACAAAGAUUGCCAAAAGUGCGUCCGAGACAAGCACGGUGACCAGUGCAUCGGUGAAUUCGUCAAGUACACCUGGAAGUAUGCUUCAAAACGAGGCCGAUUUGAGGGCAUCAACAACGAGGGUUCCUGCGAGCGAGAGCUCUUCCAGUGCGAUCUCAAAUUCGCCCAAGACACCUUCACCGCGAUGAACGUCUUCAGCGAGGACAACCACUUCUUCUGGGGCGGCUUCGACAACCGAGACCCCGACAACUGCCCCUCCAACGGAGGCAUUCCAGUCGAGCACCAGUGCUGCGGCGGUUAUGAUCGAGAAUACCACUGGAUCGGACUCAACAAGAAGAAAUGCUGUCCGGCUUCUGAUGGAAAUAGCGGUGUUGUGACGGAUCUUACUGAAGAGUGCUAA
Messenger RNA from Oikopleura dioica, 735 nucleotides. Lineage: Eukaryota; Metazoa; Chordata; Appendicularia; Copelata; Oikopleuridae. The record is from the annotation of a GenBank genome assembly.